AUGUUUCUUUCUGCGCUGCUUGAGGGGCGCAGCCCCGCGGGCCAGCACAAGCAGCAGCUGCAGCAGCAGCUGCAGCAGCAGCUGCAGCAUGGCCGCCAGCAGCAGCAGCAGCAGCAGCAGCGGCGACAGCAGAGAUGGAAGCCAGACAUGCUGAGCCGUUGGCAGUCUGUUGAUUCUGCGUUGCUUCGCCCUGCCGCUGCUGCUGCUGCUGCUGCUGCUGCUGCAGCGGGGCCAGCAGCAGCUGCUGCAGCUCAUGCUGCAGCAGCAGCAAACCAGUGGGGCCUGGACCAAGGCGUUGGUGCUGCUGUCAAGCAGCAUUUGGAGCAGCAGCUGCAGCAGCGCCCCUCUUGGGAAGCAGUGCAGCAGCAAGUCUGCUGCGCCUCGGGGGCCGCUGCAGCAGCAGCAGCAGCAGGUGCUGCUGCUGCUGCUGCUGUGUGUAGCGCUAAGCUGCAGCAGCAGCAGCAGCUAGAAGCCCUCCUGUGCAUGAUAGAACAGCUUCCAGAAGCAGAAGCAGACGCAGCACGGGAGAUGCUGCUGCUGCCGCCCGAGUGCCGCAGCAGCAGCAGCAGCAGCAGCAGCAGCAGCAGCCAACUGACGCACGGGUGCAGCGAGCUGCAGCGGCAGCAGCAGAUAUCUCAAGAGGCUCUGAAUCUGCUGCAGAAUCUGACUGUAGGCCAGCAGCAGCAGCAGCAGCAAGAGCAGCAGCAGCAGCAGCAGUCCGUGUCCGAGCUGCUGCAGCAGCUGCAGCAGCAGAAGCAGCAGGUGCAGGAGCAGCUGCAGCAGCUGCUGCUCGACGACUGCAGCAGCAGCAUGAACAACGAAGAGCAGCAGCAGCAGCAGCAGCAGCAGAAGCAAGAAGAAGUAGAAGAGGCAGCAGAGUGCAUGCAGCAGCUGGGGUUUCUCGUGGGGGAGCUGCAGCAGCUGCAGCAGCAGUGUGCUGCACCACAGCAGGAACAGCAGCAGCAGCAAGGCGACUUGCUGCUGCUGCAGCAGCUACAUGCUGCUGCUGAUGAGGCACUGCUGCAGCGGAGAAAAGCUCUUUUCCUUGAGCAGCUAUCAGUGGCACUUCAGCUCACCGAAAAAGCAGCAGUCUUGCUGCAGUCAUGCGAAGAUGCAGCAGCAGCAGCUGCUGCUGCUGCUGCUGCUGCAGAAGGUUCUGGUGGCCUGGAGGGCUUCAGCAGCCAGCAGGCUGCGUUGCUGCUGCUGCUGCAGCAGCUAGGGAAAAUCCUUGCUGCUGCUGUGGUGCCCUUCCGCAGCAGCAGCUUCCUGUCUCGGCGGCUGCUGCUGCUGCUGCCGCGCUGCAGGCGGCUGCUGCUGCAGUCCGCCAGCAGCGCUCUGCAGUUCUGCCGCUUUGGCAGUGCUGCUGCUGCUGCUGCUGCUGCUGCUGCUGUUGCUGGCGAGCACGACGCUGCAGAGGACAAAGAUGCAGCAGCAGCAGAAGGCGCAGCAGCAGCAGCAGCAGCAGCAACGACAGCAGCACCAAUCAAGGAAGAAGACAUGCAAAAGGCCAAAGAGCAGCUGCUGCAGGCUCUUGGGGCGUUGCUGCUGCUGCAGCGGCUGCAGCUGCUCUGUGAGACAGUCGAAGCAGCAGCAGCAGCAGCAGCAGCAACAGCAGCAGGGGACCCUACGGAGGCAAGUGCCGCAGACAGCUCCCCAGCUGCUGGCUCUUCAGCCGCAGCAGCAGCAGCAGCAGCAGCAGCAGUGCCGCAGUUCACAGCAGCAGCAGCAGCAGCAGCAGUGGGGGAGCGGGCUGCUGCUGCUGCUUCGCAGCUGCAGCCGCUGCAGCUGUGGGCAGCAGCAGCACUGGCGCAGCCGCUGCUGCUGACUUUUACUUUUCUUUUUAUGAGAGAUGGAGAGGCCCCGCUGCAGCGGCUGGACAAGCCCCAGUGGGCUGCUGCUGUGCUGCUGCAGCUGCUGCAGCAGCUGCAGCAAGCUGCAGCAGAAGGAGGCGUGCUCGACUGGAGCAGCUGGAAACACAGCAGCAGCAGCAGCAGCAGCAGCAGCAGCAGCGAGCAAGGCCAAGGAGAACGCGGCGUGCUGCAGCUGUCCCCGCAGCUGCAGCAGUGGCUCCUUCUUCCCCCGAGCAGCAGCAGCAGCAGCAACAGCAGCAGCAGCAGCGGGGAGGGUGCAGCUGCAGAAGCUGAGCUGCUGCAGCGCCUUGCUGCUGCAGCAGCAGCAGAGCUAGACCCCACAGUUCUGGUGUCUGUACACCUCGCCAGGGCCUUCAGGCUCUUCCUGCAGCAGCGGCUGCCCUUCCUGGUCUUCCCGCCGCCCCCAGCAGCAGCAGCAGCAGCAGCAGCAGCAGCAGCAGCAGCAGCAAAGCCGCACCCGCCGUUCAGCGCAGGCGCUGCACUCGUGCUGCUGCACCUCGAGCAGCUGCUGCUGCUGCAUGCAAACUUCAAAGCCAUCAGCAGCAAAGCAGCAGCAGAACUGAUGGCAGACGCAGACAGCAACGCCCCAGUCAGGUGUACGUACACCACGCAGCAGCAGCAGCAGCAGCAGCAGCAGCAGCAGGAAGAGGGGGGGGGCGUUUUGUCAGAAGAGGAAGCAGCAGAUCUCUGGGAGGAAGACACGUUGCUCAGCAGCAGCAGCAGCAGCAGGAGCAGCAGCAGCGACACAGAAUCGCUGCAGCCACACGCAGCAGCACGCAGCAGCAGCAGCAGCAAUGGAAACGCAACGGAAGCAGCAGCAGCAGCAGCAGCAGCAGCAGCAGCAGAUGUGUCUGCUGCUGAGCUGCUGCAGUCUGCAGAGCCCCUCUGCCUCCCCUUCGGCCCCUGGGGCAGCCCUGUCACCCCCAGCCAGCAGCAGCAGCAGCAGCAGCAGCAACAGCAGCAGCAGCAGCAGCAGCAGCAGCAGCAGCAGCAGCAGGGCUGUGUGGGCCUUUUGGACUACUGGAUUAGCCUAGAUGCUGCUUUUAUGCAGAAAGAGCUGCAGCAGCAAACUGCAGCAGCAGCAGCAAUUAAGCCCGUGGAAGCAGCACCGCACUUAAGACAGCUCCUGGACUUGGAGCGCCUGAUGAUGCAGCAUUUGUGCGAAGAAGUGAAGGAGAAAUUGGAGGCAAGCAGCAGCAGCAGCAGCAGCAGCAGCAACAGCGGCAGCAGCUGCAGCAGCAGCAGCAGCGGCAGCAGCAGCAGCAGCGGCAGCUUGAGAUUCAGUGGCAGUGCAACGCAAGCAGCAGCAGCAGCAUCAGACGAAACAGCAGCACAGCCAAUACAGCAGCAGCAGCAGCAGCAGCAUCAGCAGCAGCAGCAGAGUUCUUUGCUGCAGCUCUUUCCUGAGUCGGGGGAGAAGCUGAAGCAGCACCUGCUGCUGCUGCAGCAGGUGCAGCAGCAGCUGCAACACCACGUGCAGCAGCAAGGCAAUGCUGCUGCUGCUGCUGCUGCUGCAUUCAGCAACACGCUAAGGUCGGUGCAGCAAGCAGCAGCUGUCUGGAAGCCACGCGCCAGCCUAGAGCAGCAGCAGCAGCAGCAGCAGCAGCAGCAGCAGCAGCAGCUAGAGGACCGGGGCGUAUCAGAAGCAGUCAAGAAGUUCUGCAAUGUGAUGCAGCUCCCUCUCCUACCUCCUGCUGACGCUUUGCUGCUCGUCAAUUUGCUGCUGGACCCUUCAGUGCAGCAGCAGCAGCAGCAGCAGCAGCAGCAGCACAAGCAGCACCACAAGCAGCGGCAUCGCUGA
Eimeria necatrix is the source of this 3672-nucleotide messenger RNA. RefSeq lists its product as hypothetical. The coding region runs from base 1 to 3672 and encodes 1223 amino acids. The transcript has 7 exons. The record is from RefSeq and is a predicted model, not a curated record. Lineage: Eukaryota; Apicomplexa; Conoidasida; Eucoccidiorida; Eimeriidae.